Messenger RNA from Cyphellophora attinorum, 720 nucleotides. RefSeq lists its product as uncharacterized. The transcript has a single exon. NCBI's taxonomy places the organism in Eukaryota, Fungi, Ascomycota, Eurotiomycetes, Chaetothyriales, Cyphellophoraceae. The coding region runs from base 1 to 720 and encodes 239 amino acids. The record is from RefSeq and is a predicted model, not a curated record.
AUGUACUUCGCAACAGCAACAGCAACCCUCCUAGCUCUCACCCACACCAUCUGCAACGCCCAAGAUGUCACAGUCCCCGCAACCUGCAUCGACGGCUACCAGCCCGGCACUGACACCGCCCUGGUAACCAUCCCCUACACAUACGACCAAACCAUGUCCAUCAUCGGCUCCUACAAGAACCUAACCUGGUCCGGCAACCCAGACAACACCGUCACCCUGAACGGCACCGACAACACUGUCGGCACAGCACGCACAUACGACCUCGCGGGUGCCCACGUCAUCGAAACAAUCCUCGAGUAUUCCAAACCUCCUGCUCCAGGUCCGUACGUUGAGGUUCACAACACCGCGAACCUCUCCGUACCGGCGUACAAUGUUAGUUUGUACAUCCAGUACGACGGCACCGUAGUGAGUAGCGUAUGCAAUGGGAUGGCGAGUAUGUUCAACUUCACGGCGCGUUUCUGCGGCACGAAUGCCACGCUCGUGGCUGGGUUGUUGCAUGAACUGCACAGUAAUGAUGCAUUGACCGUGGGCAAGUUUUUGGGCGGGCAGAAUUUCACAGAUUGUGCGGCGUUGGCGAUGAUGAAUGGUGGGCCGAUGAUGAAUGCUACGGGGACAAUGAUCGCGCCGAUGCCGCCGGCGGCGACGUAUACGGGUGGCGCUGCGAAGUUGGGGUGGUCUGUUGCUGGCGUGCUUGUCGGUGUGGUUGGGAUUCUGGGUUGA